Alternaria arborescens is the source of this 729-nucleotide messenger RNA. RefSeq lists its product as hypothetical. The record is from RefSeq and is a predicted model, not a curated record. The coding region runs from base 1 to 729 and encodes 242 amino acids. Gene Ontology annotation, cellular component: cytoplasmic microtubule; microtubule organizing center; spindle midzone. Gene Ontology annotation, biological process: spindle assembly; regulation of microtubule polymerization or depolymerization; protein localization to microtubule plus-end. NCBI's taxonomy places the organism in Eukaryota, Fungi, Ascomycota, Dothideomycetes, Pleosporales, Pleosporaceae. The transcript is spliced from 5 exons. Gene Ontology annotation, molecular function: microtubule plus-end binding.
AUGGGAGAAUCAAGACAAGAACUCGUGGCCUGGUUGAACAACCUCCUCCAGCUUAACAUCACCAAAGUCGAACAAUGCGGUACCGGAGCAGCACUGUGCCAGGUCUUCGACAGCAUAUUCUACGAUGUGCCCAUGUCGCGAGUCAAGUUCAAUGCCAACACUGAGUAUGCAUACCUGCAGAACUUCAAGGUAUUACAGAACACGUUCGCCAAGCACCAGAUCGACAAGCCCAUCCGCGUCGAGUCGCUCGUAAAGUGCAAGAUGCAGGACAACCUCGAGUUCCUCCAAUUCGUCAAGCAGUACUGGGACCAGCACUUCCCAGGCCACGAAUACGACCCCGUUGCCCGCCGCAAGGGCCAGGGCGGCGUCGCCACGGGAGCCGCACCCCGCGCCGCUGCCUCGACUGCCCGACGAGCACCCGCUGCCUCCAACACGGCCGCACCGCGUACCCGCACACCCCUGGCGUCUGGCGGAGGAGCCGCGAGCGCCGCACUGCGCGAGGAAAACACGGCGCUCAAGGAGACGGUGACGGGCCUGGAGCGCGAGCGCGACUUUUACUUUAGCAAGCUGCGUGACAUUGAGCUGCUGAUUCAGCAGGCCAUGGAAGCGGAUCCAGAGCUUGAAAAGGACGAGGGCUUGCUCAAGCAGAUCCAAAACAUACUCUACUCUACCGAGGAGGGCUUCGAGAUCCCGCCCGAGGCCGAGGGCGCCGAGGAGGAGACGUUUUAG